Molecule: messenger RNA, 1572 nt
Organism: Mollisia scopiformis
Lineage: Eukaryota; Fungi; Ascomycota; Leotiomycetes; Helotiales; Mollisiaceae
Product: alpha/beta-hydrolase
Exons: 1
Coding region: 1-1572 (523 amino acids)
Source: RefSeq, a predicted model, not a curated record
AUGGCACGCUCUCUGAACAUCCUCCAAUUCCUGUUUCUCGCCACGGGAUCUUUGACACACUCUGUGACCGUAGCACCAAACCCAGUCACGGGAAAUACCACCACCUCGACGAUCUCAUGGACGGAUUGCUCACCCGACCCCUCUAUCGCGCUCAAAUGCGCCAACUUCUCCAUCCCGCUCGAUUGGAGCAAGCCCUGGGGUCCCCAAAUCAACCUCGGAAUCGGCAUGAUCCCAGCAGCCAACGCAAGUCAGCGAAUUGGCUACCUGAUGACGAACCCAGGCGGUCCUGGCGGUGCUGAUAUACAAGCAAACGGCAAAGGGGACCUGGGUCUUACUGUUACGGGCCAGUAUUGGCGAUCCAGUCAAUUACACCAGUAUUUUGAUAUCGUGGGUCCUGAUCCUCGUGGUGUUGCGUCUAGUAGCCCGCUUGAGUGCGAUCCUGAUUUGUGGACCACUGCUUCGCAAACUUCGCUGUUUCCUGAGGAUGAGGAGUCAUACAACGAACUGGUCAAUGCCUGGAAGGCUGCUGGUGAAAGUUGUGCUGAGAAAUCGGGAGAAAGGCUCAAUCAUGUUGAUACCUUGAGUGUUGCGAGAGACUUCGAAGCUAUCCGUAUUGCCUUGGGAGAUGAACCAAUGACUUUCUUAGGUUUCUCGUAUGGAACUCAAGUCGGACUGCAGUAUGCUGAGCUUUUUCCAAACGACAUCCGCGCGAUGGUACUUGAUGCGGUUCUUGAUCACACCCAGGAAGAGGUCUAUAUGCUCGAGACUGAAAGCGGCGGAUAUGAAGACACUCUCGACCAAUUCUUCCUGUGGUGCGCAAGAAACAGCUCUUGCGCCUUUCACAACACAACAGAUUUCCCCACCAAGUUCGACAACUACAUCACAGCCGCCAACCAAAACCCGAUCCCAGCCCCGCAAUGCAGCAAUGCCUCUUUUGACUUCUACCCUUGUGCCUCAACCGCGAGCGGCUACGACAUCCUGACAUUCCUCCAAGAGCUCCUAAUUGUUAAUAGACCCGACAACGGUCUCGGGGUCCCAGGCUUAGCCGACAUGUCCUUAUUGCUACAGUUAGCCUUCGAGGGAAACGACGCCAGCUUUUUUGCCACAGCUAAUACCACUUCUCCCAUCUCUAGCGAUUAUCCAUACACAGCAGUUAUAUGUCAAGACUGGCACCACCAAAGUCUCUCUUGGCCCGAAUUCCAGACCGAAAUGAUCUUCGCCAAUAUCAUCUCACCGCACACCCGCGGGCAGGGAGAAUUCUGGCGUCUCCAGGUUCGCUGCAUGAACUGGCCCGCACCAGUUGUUAAUCCCGCUCACUCGAUUGCACCGACUUUCCAAAACUUGACGUUGAAGACGCCUGUGUUGCUCGUCAAUGCGUUCUAUGACCCCGAGACGGCGUAUCCGUUCUCGGUCAAUCUGCAGCGACAGUUUGGGGAACGGAAUGCGGUGUUACUGAGUCGCAAUGGGAGUGGGCACACAAGUUGGUAUUCUAUGGGUGAUACGCACUUUGCGAUCAAUAAUUAUUUGAUCGAUUUGAAGGUGCCACAACCAGCGACUAUUUUGCAGAGUUGA